CGGCGGUUCACCUCGAUCUGCUCACUCAUCUCAAACUCACCUUACUUCACUUUCAGUGCUUAAUUCACCGCAUCACACACUCCUGAGACCACCCUCCUCUCACCUCCCUUCUUCCUCUCUUCCACUCCUCUCUUCCUUUCCGCCAUUCCACCUUCAACAAGCGCUCUCUCCAGUGCCCUCAGAGAACAACGACCGUCCUUCAUUCGGCGCACGCGAUCUUUGUCCUCGACCCUGCCCGUCCACACUCUCUCGAGUCUGGUCAUGCCUAUUGUGUCGCGAUCCGGCCUUUGAUGGGCGCACCUCCACCGCUACCCUCGUAACCUUCGAAACUGUUUCACCCUGCACAUUGUCGGCAACAAUGAGCCCCAUACCCAAGGCUCACAAUGUCUUGCAUACCCUGCUCCGGCGUGAGGAGCAAGAGGUCACCAAGCCGACAGAUCCCCACGGUCUGGUGCUCGAGGCAUGGGCGGAAGGAUACAUGAUCGGCUCCCUAAUAAUCAUGUCUUGCAUAACACUGGCCAACAUGCGCAGAGGGGUCUUGCUGCACAAGCUCAUUUUGCUCGAGCUUGUCUUGGGUUACUGGCAAGGCUUUUUCAUCCUCUUUGACCCACCCGUUUACGCCUGGUGGCUAUCGGUGGCCGCCAUAUUCCUCAACAUCUCGUGGUCCUUGCAUAACGUCAUUGCUUGGAUGAAGAUUCGACCUUUCUUGAACAAGACCGCUAGCCGCCUGUUCAUUGGCAGCAUCAUCCUUGUCCAGCCAUACUGGGUGGUGGAAAUAUAUGCUAACUUCACAUAUUUCCACAACGUGAACACGGUCUUCUUGAAGACAAGACCAUGGGAAGCACUCUGUCGGGACCCUUGGUGGGUAUUGGCCGCCUGCAUUUUAUUCUACAACAUCAAAACCAAAUACGACCUCUCCAUCACCCAGAUCGUCCGAAUCUCACCUCGAUUUGCGGUCAUGUUGGGUGCAAUGAUUCUUAGUAUCUGCUUCAUCGUCCUCGAUGUGCUAUCGGUGACUUCCGCACUCAAGUCUGCGCUACCGGUUGGUAUCAACCCGUUCUGGAAACUGUCCUUCGUCUUCAAGUGUCUGACGGAUUCCGUGGUCCUGGACGAUUUCAAGACGGCCCUGGACCGCUUGAGAGCUUUCAAGAUGAGCCGAUUGGGCAGUUUUGCCAUGGACGGAGGAGAUGCUCGAGCGAAGCAACAUCUGGACGACGUGAAACGAGCAAACAAUUGGCCAACGCCACCUCCGUCGGGAGACCGCCCUCAACCAGUCGCCCCUCUGCCAACGAUGCCUGUAAGCCCUGACGGAGAUUACAUCCAGCCGCCGUGGGGAGACAUCAAGGCUGGUCCUACCGACCACAUCGAAGAUCGAUAUUCCGCUGUUGCGAGAAACGCAUCAAGGGAUCGUGACGCCGACGAGAACGGUUUCGAUGCGAUCGACUAUGGUGAUCCGCAAAGAGAAGCCUCCGACGCUCAUAUACUCAGACCUCAGACCACCUGGCUUGGGAGGAGGUCAUCUGAAGAGACAUCCGACGCAGAUAUUGAAUAUGCCAUGGCCGUAAGGCAAAUGACCAAUGAUUCGAUGGAGACUCAACGAAAACGAGCCACAGAAAGAGGGACUGGCCGAUAGUUCUUGCGAGCCGGUAUCAAUCUGAGCCCAUUGUGGGGCGUUAUCUGCGAACGAGCAAGCAGCCUUCUGUCUACCAAGUGCUUUACUGUCUCCCAUGGCCCGGAUCCCUUCUUCAUCUCGACGCGGGUUGCCAAGAGAGGGGAAAAAUGAUGCAGGGGAAACCGAGCUGAAGGAUUGUUGCUUCGCGGAUCUUGAGAGGACGCACUGAGCUGGACUCCUCGACCGUUCUAACAGUGAAGCAAACAGUGCAGUGGCCAUUUCGUUGCUUGCUCGAUUUGUGGGCCCCAGGAGAGAGCAACAUGAACUGCUCCAGGCCAAGAGAUUUGCCCUGGGCAGGGUUCUGAAGAACUACUCCGUAAAGGAGCCAAGAUGAGGACGGGUCGUCCGACCAUCUUCCCCUGGGAAGUUGCUGUUCGUCGACAAAACCGAUUAAGGGAUGCUGAGCAAGAUCUUGCGUUAAUGAUUGAAUGUGAUACCCGGAGCUGCCGACACUGUAUAUAGCGAAAUGAGGAAAAUCUGCUGAUGACAAGGACUUUCCCG
Molecule: messenger RNA, 2173 nt
Organism: Exophiala xenobiotica
Lineage: Eukaryota; Fungi; Ascomycota; Eurotiomycetes; Chaetothyriales; Herpotrichiellaceae
Exons: 2
Coding region: 359-1633 (424 amino acids)
Source: RefSeq, a predicted model, not a curated record